Messenger RNA from Entrophospora candida, 155 nucleotides. The record is from the annotation of a GenBank genome assembly. Lineage: Eukaryota; Fungi; Glomeromycota; Glomeromycetes; Entrophosporales; Entrophosporaceae.
ACAAAUGUUGAGAUUUUAAGUUAUAUUCUCUUACUUACAGAAGGAGAAGAUUUGGCAAAUUCUAUCCAAGGAAAAAGUGGUUAUAAAACAGAUGUAGGUUUAAGUGGACUGGUUAUUGAUAUUCCUUUGAACAAAUCUAAAUUUUAUUGUGAUAG